AUGGAAAGUCACUGGGACUUCGAACACUUUGCGAGACUAGAUGGAAUUCUAUGCAAGGUUGCUUCGCGUCAUUGCUGCGCGUCCAGACCGCCCUUCAAAUGUUUUUUUCGCAAAUACGAGAAAGAUAGUGAGCUCCCUUCUACAGCGAGAGUUUUUGGAGAUCUAUUUUUCUGGGAAGAACUGAAGGAAGCAGAAGCCAUCAUUGCUCCACUGUCGUUUGCAUCCUACCGUUUGCAGCGAGAUGAAAACACGGUAGCGGAUGUAGUGGUCUCAUUUCGAGACAUUUUCCGAGGAUUCCAGCGCCACAUCGUUCGUCAUGAUGCUCUCGAUGUCUGUAUUGAAGAUCGCUGGGCGCAAUGCGAACAACCGUUGUUCAUGUUAGGCUUUGCACUGCACCCCGGGUGUGUAGAUGCAGCUAAAGAUCUGCCCCAAACAGCAGUAAGUGGCGUCGGCACCUUGUGCAAGAUUGCAAUUUACUACUACAGGCGGCUGUUUAACACCGAAGACACUGGGCAUCUGAGACGUGACAUGCUAGCGUGGAUGAAGGGGAGGUUCACUCGCACAAAGUACAGUGAGUUCCCAAACGCGCCGUGGGAGUAUUGGGAAUGUGUCGCAACGGAGAGACCAAAGAGCCAAUUACCGAAUCUUGCAAUGAGAGUGCUAUCCAUCGCAGUGAAUACAGCUACCUGUGAGCGGCUCUUUAGUGAACUGGGCCUGAUCCACACGGCAAAGCGGAAUCGAAUGGCGGCGAACAAGACUCUUGAUUAUCACAUCAUUGCCAAGCAUGUACGUCAACGAGCUCACAAGUCUUCUGCUGGAUCAGAGAACCCGAAGAAAAAACUGCUACUGUCCCCGACAGAAAGAGAGAUCAUAUUCGACGUUGCAAAUUCCUCUCAUCUCUUCACACCAUCUCCUCAACGCGGCGCUGUGAUCGAAGAAGACGAAAGCGACGAUGAAGAUCCUGGAGAUGGCGUAGAUGGAGAUUCAACUCUAUCUCUCUGGGGCGAUUUCCUUGACGAAGUAUUCGAGGACGAAGAAAUAGGCGCUGGAUAUACAGAGAAUGAGACAUUCACAUCCACGGCAGAACCACAAGUUACAGACCGUUUGGUUGAAGACGAGCUGGAUAACUUGAUCGACGAGUUUGAGUUCAUCCCAGAAGCGAUUAAGCACACGAUUCCAAACUUUAAUGACCGAAACUUUCCUCAAGAACCCAAGACACUUCAAGGGUUCCGUGGCCUAAAGGCAACACUUGCUCAGUUGUUCGGUUGAACAGUGCAAUCAUUCAUGUUAACUUCAUAUCAAUACAAC
Phytophthora nicotianae INRA-310 is the source of this 1308-nucleotide messenger RNA. RefSeq lists its product as hypothetical. Gene Ontology annotation, molecular function: protein dimerization activity. The record is from RefSeq and is a predicted model, not a curated record. NCBI's taxonomy places the organism in Eukaryota, Oomycota, Peronosporomycetes, Peronosporales, Peronosporaceae. The transcript has a single exon. The coding region runs from base 1 to 1269 and encodes 422 amino acids.